AGAUAAAAGAACAUUAUCACCGUUAAAAGAUGUUGAACUUAUAUCUAUAGAUUCUUUCAGGUCGCUAAUUAGACUUCAGCUAGUGCUAGUGAAUAGGAGCUUUAACUUUAUAAUCAGAAUCAUGGGUGGAUCAUCAGGAAAACUGAGUUGGCCAAGUGUAGCUUUACCAGAAGACCAUACGGUUAUAGUUACAGGCGGAAAUAGCGGACUGGGCUUUGAAACUGCAAAACAUUUAGCAUUAAUGGGAGCAAGAGUUAUUAUAGCUUGUAGAUCAGAAAUUCGAGCUAGAGCUGCUAUAAUGAGAAUAAAAGCGGAUCACAUGGAAUUUAACGAAUUAAGUGAAGAAGAACGAUUAUGGGAUUAUCCUUUAAUCAGUGAACCAAGAGUAGAGUUCAUGUACUUGGAUUUAUCAUCUCUAGAAUCUGUUCAGAGAUUCAUACAAGAAUUUAAGAUGACCGGCUACUCGCUUAAUACCCUUAUCUGUAACGCUGGAGUUGUCAUGGUUCCGUUUGAGAAAACAGUCGAUGGCUACGAAAAACAUUUUCAGGUCAACUACCUGUCUCAUUUUUAUUUAACACUUGAGAUGUUGCCACUUCUCGAAAAAGCAGACGAUGCUAGAAUUGUCCUUGUUUCAAGUAAAUUACACGAAUCGGGAAAUUUCAGUUUUAAAACUCUACAAGGAAAGACUAAAUACGAUAGAUCGGCUGCAUACGCAAACUCCAAAUUAUAUAUGGUUAUGCUCAUGUUUUCAUUGAAGAGACGUUUGGCAGGUAAAAAAAUUAAUGUAUUUUGUGCCGAUCCAGGAUUAGUUCACACUAAUGCAUCAAAAAAUUUCCGAGACGACAAAACGUUAAUGACAAAAUAUAAGGUAAUCUUUUAUAUAAUUCAGUUAUAAUUACAGUUGAUUAACUCUUUUUUUCGGUAGAUGGCUAAAGCCUUUGGUAUGCUACAAACCGAUAUUACUGUUGGCGCUGCAACCAUAAUUAAUGCAGCAAUUAACCCUCACCUGGAAGAGAUGAAUGCAACGUACUUUAGGGACUGCAUUCCUGUCACGCCUGCUAUUUCGUCCAGGUAAAGAUAAAAUAUUUCUUCUAACUACAUUAUUACGCAAUCGAUUCAUUUUCACAUAUGUUUAAUAGAAACCAAAAGCUUCAAGAAGUCCUUUGGACAUAUAGCUUAAAAUGUCUACUUGGAGAAAAUCAGUCGAAAGAGAAAGUGUUAAAUGAUGAAUCCAUCCAGACUUUAAGAACAAUAUUCCAUGACGUUACUAUGGAAGAUAUUUAUCCUUCAAAAUAGAAACAAUAAUUUUAUAGACUAUCCUAAAUGACUUACCAAUAGUACUAAAAAUAUAUUAGGCCUAUGUCUAUAGAGUAUUGUUAAUUUACUUAGGCUUUCAUUAGAAAACACUGAAAAAAAAACCGAGUAAAAGGUACUUAAUGUAUGUAUAAAGAUAGUAUAAUAGAUGUGUUUAUUUUCAAUGUCAACAGAA
Dimorphilus gyrociliatus is the source of this 1489-nucleotide messenger RNA. NCBI's taxonomy places the organism in Eukaryota, Metazoa, Annelida, Polychaeta, Dinophilidae. The record is from the annotation of a GenBank genome assembly.